GUUACAACAUAUGAUGUGACCACAUAUUACAUAUAAUUAUUAAAAUUUCUUGCAUAUUGAUGUGUAUAAUUAAUUUUUUUAAAUAAAUACAUUAAAAUGGCAACUCGUGAACAGGCAAUGAAACUUGGUUGUUCUGAGGUCUUAGAGGUGGAGAAAAAUGUUCCAAGUAAAUACAGUGAACAAAUUUUCAAUUUUUUAUUGGUGUUAGAUUUUGAAGCCACUUGUUGGAACAAGAAUGAAUGUAGUGCUCCUUCUGAGAUCAUAGAAUUCUCAGUGGUUCUAUAUGAUAUAAAGUUGUGUAAAAUACUAAAUCAAUUUCAACAAUAUGUAAUGCCUUUUGAGUACCCCAAGUUGAGCAAUUUCUGCACAUCUCUUACAGGUAUAACACAGAAACAAGUAGAUGCAGGAGUUCCAAUAGGAACAUGUUUAUUGCUUUUCAACAAUUGGUUAAAAGAUUUGUAUAAAAAGCAUAAAUUUGUUUUUGAUUCUAAAGAUGCUGAUAAAAAACAAUGUGCUUUUGUAACUUGGUCUGAUUGGGAUUUAGGAAUUUGUCUCAGAAAGGAAUGUAAAAGAAAGAAUAUUCCUAAAUCUGAUGUUUUCAAUAAGUGGAUAGAUCUGAGGGCAUUAUACAUGGAAUUUUACAAUAGAAGACCCAAAGGGUUGGAAGGGGCUUUAAGUGAAGUUGGUUUAAAAUUUGUUGGAAAGCAGCACAGUGGAUUAGAUGAUGCCAAAAAUACAGCUUACCUUGCAGGUAGAAUGAUAAGUGAAGGUGUUGAAUUAAGAAUAACGAAAUCUAUUUCAAAUUAAUAUUUAUUAAACAAAUUCGU
This is a messenger RNA of Nicrophorus vespilloides, 827 nucleotides long. RefSeq names its product ERI1 exoribonuclease 2 (gene Snp). NCBI's taxonomy places the organism in Eukaryota, Metazoa, Arthropoda, Insecta, Coleoptera, Silphidae. The record is from RefSeq and is a predicted model, not a curated record. The transcript has 4 exons. Bases 97 to 807 code for a protein of 236 amino acids. Gene Ontology annotation, molecular function: 3'-5'-RNA exonuclease activity; nucleic acid binding. Gene Ontology annotation, biological process: exonucleolytic trimming to generate mature 3'-end of 5.8S rRNA from tricistronic rRNA transcript (SSU-rRNA, 5.8S rRNA, LSU-rRNA).